Meloidogyne enterolobii is the source of this 2351-nucleotide messenger RNA. Lineage: Eukaryota; Metazoa; Nematoda; Chromadorea; Rhabditida; Meloidogynidae. The record is from the annotation of a GenBank genome assembly.
CACAAAAACUUUCCGGAACAAUAAAAUACUUAUACAUUAUUAAUUUUCUAAGUAUUUCUCUCCAAGUUUAUUUCUAUACAAAUAAAUCAGAAAAGAAAAUACAAAAUUAUUUUCCGGAAACACACACACACCUUUUAAUUAAUUAAUGAGUAAUUAAUUUUAUUUUAAAAACAGAGCAAUCAGAAUCCGACAAACGACAUUCAUCUGCGUCAAUUCCCCCACUCUCUAAUUUAUCAAAUUAUUCACCAAAAGAGGUGAAAGAACAGGAAAAAGAAGAAGAAAUUUUAAAACAAGAAGAAGAGUCAUCAUUAAAAUCGUCAUCUUGUUCUUCUUCUGCUGGUGAAAUCACUGACGGUCAAAUAAAAGAAGAAGAAAAUUUAAAAAAUAAAAAUAAUGUCGAAAAUAGCUGUGAUAGUAAGGAAAAAAAUUUAAUUGACGAAGAAAUUAACGACAAAAAUAAAGAAAACACAAAUAAUUCUGAUUUUAAUAAAUUAACUAAUAAAUUGGCAACACCAGAAUUUGUUGCUACAGGAAGCUUGGAAAAAGAAAAAACCAAAACACAUCCAUUUAAAUUGCUCAAGUUGUGUAUAAAAGCAAUGAUACCCAAACAAAAACUCGAGUCAAACAGCGGUGAUCCUGUUAAGGAAAAUACAAAGAAAGGAAGGAAAGAAGAGCAUAGAAUUGUUAAGGCGAAUGACAGGGAAUUUAAUGCUCAAUUUAAAUAUGCGGACAAUUUUAUCAAAACAUCCAAAUAUUCACUGCUCACUUUUGUCCCAGUCAAUUUAUUUCAACAAUUUACCCGAAUUGCUAAUUUUUAUUUUCUUGUUUUGCUAUGUCUUCAAUGCAUUCCUCAAAUAAGUUCUGUAAAUUGGGUAUAUACUUUAGUGCCUCUUAGUUUUGUGCUCCUUUGUAGUGCCAUUAAAGAUGGUUACGAUGAUUUGCAAAGGCAUCGUAAUGACCGUAUAGUAAAUCAAAGGGUAGCUUAUGUUCUACGUUACAACACAAAAAGAGGAAAGAUUGAUAUUUGUGAAGAAGAAUGGAUGCAUGUAAAAGUUGGUGAUAUUGUCCGUAUGGAGAGUGGGGAUUUUAUUGCAGCUGAUCUUUUAUUGUUAUCCACAUCAGAUUCAGGCAUUUGUUAUAUCGAAACAGCCGAAUUGGACGGCGAAACUAAUUUAAAGACAAGAAUGGCGUUGCCGUGUACAACUGAAAUGGGGGACAUAAUUGAUAAAAUAUAUGAAUUUGAUGGUUUAAUAGUCUGUGAACCACCCAACAACCGAUUAGACCAAUUUAAUGGCAGACUUGAAUGGUUAGGACAAAAAUACAAUUUGGAUAACAAUAAUAUGUUGUUGCGUGGAUGUUGUUUAAGAAAUACUAGAUUUUGUUAUGGGGUUGUUGUAUUUGCUGGUGCUGAUACUAAAUUAAUGCAAAACAGUGGAGAAUCGCCUUUAAAGAGGACUAGUUUGGAUAAAUUCUUGAAUAUCCUGAUACUUGGGAUUGUUCUGUUUCUCUUUGUUUGCACUUUAAUUUGUACUUUAAUGACUGGAUUUUGGGAACAAAUUGUGGGCAGACAUUUUCGUGUAUUUCUGCCUUGGGAUGAAAUUGUUCCUCGAAUAAAGAAUUUAACGACAGUUCAAUUACCUGUUGUACAAGGAGUUACUUCUUUUUCGGGAGAUGAUUCUGGUGCAGAGGAGAGGGCUAUUGCCCCCUCUCAAGUUUUGUUUAUUGUUGCUUUACAAUUUUUCUCUUAUAUUAUUUUGUUAAAUACUGUUGUGCCUAUAUCUCUAUAUAUCAGUGUUGAAAUGAUUCGUCUAGCCCAUUCAAAGUUUAUUAACAGCGAUUUAAAAAUGUAUGACCCAAAAACUGAUACUCCAGCAAAUGCUAGAACGAGUACUUUAAAUGAAGAAUUGGGACAAGUUCAAUAUGUUUUUAGCGAUAAAACUGGAACUUUGACUCAGAACGUUAUGGUUUUCAAAAAAUGUUCAAUAAAUGGACGCAGCUACGGCGACUUUCGAAAUGAAAGGGGGGAUGUAAUUGAAAAUAUUGAUGAAAAUACACUUCCAGGAAUUGACUUUUCUUUCAACCGGUGGCACGAAAAGAAUUUUAAAUUUUAUGACAAAACUUUGCUUAUUGAUACUGUGGACGGGUUGAAGGAGGUACAAGAAUUUUGGCGUUUACUGGCCAUUUGUCACACUGUUAUGCCUGAAGGAAAAGGAGACGUACUUGAAUAUCAAGCCCAAAGUCCGGAUGAGGCAGCCCUCACAUCUGCAGCUCGCAACUUUGGAUUUGUCUUUAGAAGGAGAACACCACAAACUAUAACGUUGGAAGUUAAUGGACGGACAGAGGUAUUUUAA